Molecule: messenger RNA, 1070 nt
Organism: Esox lucius (northern pike)
Lineage: Eukaryota; Metazoa; Chordata; Actinopteri; Esociformes; Esocidae
Gene: mrps34
Product: mitochondrial ribosomal protein S34
Biological process (GO): mitochondrial translation
Cellular component (GO): mitochondrion; mitochondrial small ribosomal subunit
Molecular function (GO): structural constituent of ribosome
Source: RefSeq, marked provisional
GGAAGUCGUCACGGGAGUUUUCCAUGUUGUGGAGGUCAAGUACAAUUUCAGUUGUAAAGACCCAGUGAACAUCGUAUCAUCAUGGUGAAGAAAAAGCGUGUCCGCUUGAUUGCUGAGAUGGCCCGAAAGGUCCGUGCAUACCGUGCGCUGAAGAAUCAGCCUCGAGAGUCUCAGAAGUAUGCACUGGACUACAACACCAUGACACGGCCACACACUGGCAAGAUCCUACCCAUCCUUGCCUGGCAGGAUGUGCGGAGGGAGAACCGUCUCUUCUCCCUGCUGUCCGGUCUCAGGCUGUUUGGGGUGGGCCGUUUGUUCACACGCAAAUCUUGGCUGACGGAGCACCCUGGAGCCCCCAGUUACUGGCAGGUCACUAAGGUCAAGGUGGACUAUACCGCUGAGAACAUGGACCACGGCAGAGCAUGGGGAAUCCUGACCCACAAAGGCAAGCAGGUGUCUGAAGUGAAAGAGAUUGAUAAGGUGAUGUACCACGACUGGCGGCUAGUGCCCAAGCACGAAGAGGAGCAGUUCAAACUCUACUACCCUGUUCCUGAGACCCCCACACGCUAUGUGUCGUACCCGCCCCUGCUCCGUGCCAUGAUCCUCGCCCAGAGGCAGAAGGCUGGGCUUGGGAAGUUAGCUGAGGAGCCAAUCUUACCCCUAAAGCGGGAUGUCCUGCUCAGCAAAGACUACUUCCGCAACCGGGAGAAAGAAAGGGAGAGAGAGGAGGGGACAGCUGUGUGAGGGGAGUCAUGUGAAGAGGGAAGUGGGUGAACGGAUACCUGCAGAGGAGUGUGAUUUCUUGGAUGCUAUCGUCCACCUUUUGUCUCAUAUUGAAUGGGUGUAGGCAUGCAUGAAAGAGUUUUGACUAUAUGCUUUCAGCUAGUUCAGAGAAUUAAACUGUGGCUAUUGCCUUUUUACAUUCAUGAGCUAUGACCUUUUUGCAUUCAUAUGAGCCUACUUUUAGAAUUAAUUGGAUGGUUUUGUGACAACACUUGCAGUAUAGUUUUCACAACUGGCACUUGUCCGUUAUCCAGAUGUCUGUUUGAAUUGUAAAUAUUAAAAAAAAA